Rhodofomes roseus is the source of this 921-nucleotide messenger RNA. RefSeq names its product transcription factor IIA alpha/beta subunit. The transcript is spliced from 5 exons. Gene Ontology annotation, cellular component: transcription factor TFIIA complex. Gene Ontology annotation, biological process: transcription by RNA polymerase II; transcription initiation at RNA polymerase II promoter. Bases 1 to 921 code for a protein of 306 amino acids. Lineage: Eukaryota; Fungi; Basidiomycota; Agaricomycetes; Polyporales; Fomitopsidaceae. The record is from RefSeq and is a predicted model, not a curated record.
AUGUCGAAUAAAAUAGUGCCCUCCAUCUAUCGCGCCGUCAUCGACGACGUGAUCUCGAGCAUUAAGCCCGAAUUUGACGAGUACGGCGUGUCCGAGGAUGUCCUUCACGACCUUCAGGACAGAUGGGAGAAGAAGGUCAUCGCCUCCCAUGUCGCCGAAUUCGACAACCAGGCUGCACCUGCACCUGCGACCAAUUCGCAUCCAACGCAUCCGGCCUACCCUCCGCACCCCAUGCACACGCAUCCUCAUACGCCGGGCGUCCCCAACCCGUAUGCGCCUCCGCCGAGUGUGUAUCAACAUUCGCAUGUUCCACUGCCGCCAGCCGGUGCCCAGGUCAAAGCUGAACCGGUCGAUACGCGCUACAUGCUGAGUCAGGGCAUGGCCCACCCUUCCCCGUACGCGAUGCCCCCACUACCGGGUCCGCAAAUUCCGGGCGCGCGCCCACCGAAUGGUAUGGCGUACCCCACGCACCCUCCCCCGCCCCCAACGGCGAGGUACCCGCCUACAGCUCAGCAUCAGCAGCCACCACAGGCGCGCAUACCGCAGGUCGAUGGGCCGUCGGCACUUCCCAAGAUCCCUCAGCUUGACGGUCCAUCCUCAUCGUCUUCGGAAUCGCCGUCUCCACCGCCCAGCCAGGGCUAUGCGCCGCGUGCCUUGCAUCCAUCACUUCCACAGCCUUUGCAAAGCACUUCGCAGGCGGACAACGAUGAGGCGAUCAAUAGCGACCUCGAUGAUUCUGACUCAGACAACGAAGAAGUGAACGAGACGGGAAGCUCGGCGGAACAAGACAUCGUAUUCUGCACAUAUGACAAGGUUGCGCGUGUGAAAAACAAGUGGAAGUGCAUCCUCAAGGACGGGAUGAUCCACAUCAACGGGAAGGACUACCUCUUCGCGAAGUGCACAGGGGAAUUCGAAUGGUAG